This is a messenger RNA of Lottia gigantea (owl limpet), 2266 nucleotides long. RefSeq lists its product as hypothetical. Gene Ontology annotation, biological process: mitotic spindle assembly checkpoint signaling; protein localization to kinetochore. The record is from RefSeq and is a predicted model, not a curated record. NCBI's taxonomy places the organism in Eukaryota, Metazoa, Mollusca, Gastropoda, Lottiidae. The coding region runs from base 1 to 1983 and encodes 660 amino acids. Gene Ontology annotation, cellular component: RZZ complex. The transcript has 2 exons.
AUGGAUAACACAACAAAGAAUGUCUUCAGGGAAACUAUAUUUUCUGUCAUAAGCAACAAGUCUGCUCUACCUUUUGGGGAUGAAUGCUCAGUCGAUUUUUUCCAAAGUGUUGCCAGUAAGCCUGCCGAAUUUCAAAGUGGAUCUAACAAGAAAGUGAAUUACUCCAUUGAAGGACUCUCAUAUCUAGAUCAAUAUUUAGGAAAAGAACUCUUCAACCCAAAUCAAAAUAUCCUUGUUGUCAGGAGAGGCCAACCAUAUCCUGUACAAGAACUAACAGCAACAGAGGACAAAUCUAGUAAUGUUGAUGAAAUUGAUGUGAACUCACCGCAGAGGAAAAUAUCAAAACUCAAUACAGACAGUAAUCAAAACAAUAUAAAUGAAAGGAAGUCAGAGGAUAUUUAUGACACUUGUGGAUCCCCAUUGAAGUUACAGACAUAUGCUGAUUUAUCGACCUGUGAUUCCCCAUCUUAUGCAUCUCCUGCAUUUGUGAAAAGAUCCAGCACUCACUACUAUAUUCCAGUUGGGUUGUCAUCUCUAACUAGCAGGCAACUCAUUUCUUUAUUCAUUGUUAAUUACACAGAGCUUAUGUCCGCAUCAGUUGCAGCCUUUUCACGACUUCCUUCCCUUUGGAUUUUAUGUGAUAAGAAUGAUAUCAAAUCUUCAGUUUUGAUGGGAGCUCAGCCUGUGUUAUCUAACAGUGGAGGAGAUAAACAAUGGGGUGUAAAGUUAACAACAGUUACUCAGGUUGAAACAGAAGAUAUUCUUGCCACAAGCAAAAUAAAUAAAAUAUUCAACCAGAAAAUUCAUGAAAAUAAAUGUUUUGCCAGGUAUGAUUUGGUCAAACCAACAGCAUCGUCUAUAGAUGACUUUACUGCUUAUCAAGGUUCACUGUCUCUAGAAUUUCAGUGGAAAAAUGGAACACAGCUGCUACAGAAGCCUGAAUAUCACUCUGAAGCUAUCAUUAAGGCAUCAGUACACUCUGGAGACAUUAGAAGUCCUGCUAUUGGAUUGUUUGAAGAAUUAACUAUAUUGAAGAGCCUUAUGACAGCUAUCACAACCAGUGAAAUCAAUUGGGCAGCAUCUAAAGAUCAAGCUCCACUACUAGAUAUGGUUAAAGAAUUGAUAGAAAAUACCAAACUAGGAGAUACUGGUAGUUUCAAAAAACUUCAUAGUGAAGACAUGGAAAAAAAUCCUUCUGAUCAGUUUAAAUUGAAAGAACGUCUGGAUUAUGAUUUUACUGAUCAUUUGUGGAAGAUUUUGAUCACCUGUUCUUCCUACAGUGAUUUAACCACCAGUUUGAAUUAUAUUUUCAAAGCUUUGGGUAAAGGAGAAUUUCAACCAGCAGUACAUAAAAAGAACAAAACCAUGAUGGCUCAGUACAUACGUGAUUCUUAUACUGGGCGCUUGAUCAUACCACACUUAGGGGGAAUGUUUCCUUUAAAAUUAGUUGUAGAAAUGGGCAUAGAGAAACUACGCUGUGACUACCUUCAUGCAUUUGUCUCCCAAGAUUUGACCACCCCUAGUCAUCUCGACUACUUCUUACAAGUUGACGUGGAUUUAGAAGAAAAGAUUUGCCGCAUGGAAAAAAUGCAAUAUUCCCUUGAAAUGGUGGUAAUGAUUCAAUUAUUUUUCCGUCUCCCAUACUCCAUUCUUGGAACUUGUGCUCGGAAAAUGUUAAAGCAUUUUCAAAGCAAUGAAAUCAACGAUUCUGAAAUUUUUGAAUUUCCUGUACAGACCAAAACAGUGCUGCCUGUUGUCAAAGAAUCUCAACCUUCUUUGUGGAGUUUGACCGUGGAGAAAAAAGUGGGCAAUUUAUCUGAGCAAAAAGUUUGGACCUUGACUACCAAUCAACCUUUCAUUCAUUUGACAAAAGAUUUAGAUGAGAGGGAAGAAAAGAAAGAUGAUGAAAAGUCGCAUUUCUAUUUAACAUACCGGGAUGAUCAUAUAUCUAUUACUAAUAACACGGUUGAUUCUUCCGAAUAGGCUCAGCUAGAUGUCACUUUCAAACUAGUCUAUGAUUUUGAAUUGAUUGCUAAUUGCUAUUAGUGCUAUUAUUAUGUUAGGAUAUUCUAUAGCUGUUGUGAAUUACUAUAAACAUGUAUAUCAAUAUAAGCGUACAAUAGUAAAAUAUUUUUAUCAUGUCCUACCAGCUCGUAAUCUCUCCUUAUAUUGUUAAAAUAGUGCUCAAUAGGUAGACUGAUUAAGAAGUAUAAGCUUAUUCAAAAUGAAGUAAAAAAAACCAGUAAAACUAGCACAUUUUGAUGUG